CUGGCAACAAUUAUUUGAUGUCCGACUUCGGCAUUCUACAUACGUGUUAUGUUUAUUUUAUUUAGUCCAUUCGCAAUCUUUUCUGAAUAGUUACGUUAAAAUGAAGUUUAUUUAUUUAUUAUUUACGUUGUGGACUAUAGCAAGAUGUGACGAACAUACGCAUAUGUAUAAAGAUGGAGAACAAGUGGUGCUGUGGAUGAACACCGUCGGCCCAUACCAUAACCGACAAGAGACGUAUGCAUAUUUCUCGCUACCGUUUUGUGUUGGCACAAAGGUAACUAUUGGGCACUAUCAUGAGACUUUGUCAGAAGCGUUGCAGGGCGUCGAGCUCGAAUUCAGCGGCCUCGAUAUUACAUUCAAAGAUAAUGUACCGGCGCAACAAUUCUGUGCCAUAGAAUUAAACGAGCAAUCUUACAAGGCACUAGUAUACGCUGUGAAGAACCACUACUGGUAUCAAAUGUACAUCGAUGAUCUUCCAAUAUGGGGAAUCGUUGGAGAAGUUGAUGGAGACCAACAUUACAUUUGGACCCAUAAAAAGUUUGACAUUGGGUACAAUGGAAACAGGAUUGUGGAAGUAAACCUUACUGCCGAGAACAAGGAGAGACUAGCGCCUGAUGCUAAGAUUCCAUUCACCUACGAAAUAAACUGGAUGAAGAGUAGUAUUCGUUUUGAAGAUCGAUUUGAUAAAUAUUUAGACCCUAACUUUUUUCAACAUAGAAUACAUUGGUUCAGCAUUUUUAAUAGUUUUAUGAUGGUCAUAUUUUUAGUUGGUCUUGUGUCCAUGAUUCUUAUGCGAACACUUCGUAAAGAUUAUGCUAGGUACUCUAAAGAUGACGACUUGGAUGACUUGGAAAAAGAUCUAGGAGAUGAGUAUGGAUGGAAACAAGUACACGGUGAUGUGUUUAGACCUGUUCCACAUUUGGCAGUAUUCUCCGCCCUAGUGGGCUCAGGCUACCAAUUGACUGUAGUAACUUUGGCAGUCAUUAUCUUUACCAUAUUUGGGGAGCUCUAUACUGAGAGAGGUUCACUAUUAUCAACUGCAAUAUUUAUUUAUGCAGCCACAUCUCCUGUAAAUGGGUACUUUGGAGGAUCUCUGUAUGCAAGAAUGGGUGGGAAAUUGUGGAUAAAGCAAAUGCUGUUAUCUGCUUUCUUGUUGCCUGUUUUAGUAUGUGGUACAGCAUUCUUCAUCAACUUCAUUGCCAUGUAUUACCAUGCUUCCAGGGCAAUUCCAUUUGGUAGUAUGAUUGCUGUUAUGUCCAUCUGUACAUUUGUUAUUUUGCCUUUGACCCUUGUGGGUACUGUGCUUGGUCGUAAUUUAGCUGGACAGCCUGACUAUCCUUGUCGCAUCAACGCAGUUCCAAGGCCAAUCCCAGAAAAGAAAUGGUUUAUGGAACCAUUUGUCAUUAUUAUAAUGGGAGGAGUUCUGCCAUUUGGUUCUAUUUUCAUUGAAAUGUAUUUCAUCUUUACCUCUUUCUGGGCUUAUAAGAUCUACUAUGUAUAUGGUUUUAUGCUGUUAGUAUUCUUGAUUCUAAUGAUAGUAACGGUCUGUGUCACUAUUGUCUGUACUUAUUUCUUGCUCAAUGCUGAGGAUUAUCGUUGGCAAUGGACUAGCUUCCUCUCUGCAGGCAGCACUGCCCUCUAUGUUUACUUGUAUUCCUUCUAUUACUUCGUUUUUAAAACCAAGAUGUAUGGCUUGUUCCAAACCACUUUCUACUUUGGUUACAUGGCUUUGUUCAGCUUGGCUCUGGGUAUAAUAUGCGGUACUGUUGGCUACUUGGGCACAAGUAUAUUUGUCAGAAAAAUAUAUUCAACUGUUAAGAUUGAUUAAAACAAUAAGUUUUAAUUGUGGUAAAGUUAUGUUCAUUUAACUAAUUAUUGACCCAUAGAUUUAAAUUCUACUUCAUUUUUGUUUAUUUUAGCUUUAUUGAUGUUUAAUCAAUUGCAAUAAUUUGUCACCGAUGUUUGUAAGCAGUUAUGUAAUGAAAUUGCUUUACACAUUCCCUAAUUUUAUUAAGAUAAUUGAUAAAAAUUUUUAGUCAGGGGAAUGUUAGUCAUUGUGAAUGAAUAUUUGUUUUAGAUUUAACAACUCCCUAGUGCAGUAUUUUAUUAUUUUACCAUGUGGACUCUAGGUGGAGUAAUAAAUUACUGUUCUAGUUGAUAGCUGUCUUUAUUAAUCCUGGUGUUGCCUGAAGAAAAUAAUAAAAGCCCACACCUAUAACUGGGCCAAUUUUAAAAACAAAACUAUUUAAAUCAAUUUUUCCAUCUUAAUGUUCUAGUUUAACUCUCUUGCCCUUAUCUAUAUUAUUCACAGGCAAUAGUUGAUAAUACAAAUAAAUGUGAUUGUAAUGAGAUAUCUUUUUUUCAGAUUAUGUAUUAUUUAGACAAUUUUAAGAUAGCAUGCAAUAUUAAUAUUAUAUUGUAGCAAUUUAACAAUGUGAUGUGUGAAUGUUCUGUAAUUUUUAGUUUCUUUGAUUGUAAAAUAGAUAUAAUUUGGACAUCUAAAUGAAAGUUAAUAAUCAUACUACCUGCUGAUGUUAGUGAGCAAUACUUUUUGGAAAUCAAGACCAUGGGACUUUGUUGAAUAUGGUAGGAAAGUAAAAUGAAGCUUGUUGUGCAAGUAGACCUUAUGGUAUUUUGUGUAUGGUAAUGGUCAUUGAUGUUUAUUUAUAUUUUAGAGUAAUCUUUAAAAAAGUUAAUAAUUUUAAAUGUGUCCUAUCAUCUUAAAAUAAACAAAUAAUGUUCAGAAGCAUGUAAAUAUUUAUUAGAUAUAGUCUAAACAUCUGUACAUCAGAUAUUGUCAAUAUCCUUGUACAAAUUCCGAUUUUCUCAAUUCCUCUAGUUUUGUGAAUGCUUGCUACUUUGUGGUUCUCUAUCAAAUUCUUUCUAGGAGCAUACCAAGGUUCACUUGGAGAGACUUAUCUAUUUAUAAAUAAAGAUAAUAUUAUAUUCAUAAGCCUUAAAAUUUUAGUUUAUUGUAAAUAAUUAUA
Ostrinia furnacalis (Asian corn borer) is the source of this 2987-nucleotide messenger RNA. It is a transcript of the gene TM9SF3, whose product is annotated as transmembrane 9 superfamily protein member 3. The coding region runs from base 101 to 1828 and encodes 575 amino acids. Lineage: Eukaryota; Metazoa; Arthropoda; Insecta; Lepidoptera; Crambidae. Gene Ontology annotation, biological process: protein localization to membrane. The transcript has a single exon. The record is from RefSeq and is a predicted model, not a curated record. Gene Ontology annotation, cellular component: membrane.